CUGCAUUCUAUGUUCCAGAAUUUAAAAUCGGAAAAUAUGGAAGGUUAACGGAUGGGACAUCAGUAUACACAGCCGAAAUGGUGGCAAUUCAAAUGGCACUUAGUUGGGUAGAAGAAGUGAUGCCAAAUAAGGUAGUGAUUUGUUCAGAUUCAAUGGCAUCACUUACCAGUCUUCAAACUUUUCAAACUGUUAGAUAUGAUAUCUUUAUAGAAAUAAUGAAUAUAUUGUAUAGAUUAAGAAAUGCUGGAAUAAUAGUUAAUUUUGUUUGGGUUCCAGCGCAUGUUGAUAUACCAGGAAAUGAAAAAGCUGAUAAAAUGGCUAAAGAGUCACUUAAUCUGCAUACUCCUACUAUUUCAGUUUCACUAAGCAGGAUGGAGGGGAAAAGUAUAAUUAAAGAAGCUUGCAAUUGGAAAUGGCAAGGGAAUUGGAAUGACUGUAAAACAGGAAGACAUUUUUAUAAUAUACAAAACAGGGUAAGUCAAAGCAAAAUGAUACUGAACUUAAGUAGAGAAGAUCAGGUCAUUUUAACAAGACUAAGGAUGGGUCAUACAAAACUUAAUUCUACACUUCAUAUAAUAGGGAAACACAGUACUGGAUUAUGUGAAACAUGCCAAGUAAAGGAAACAGUUGAUCAUGUGUUGUUACUCUGUCCUAGGUAUGAACAGGAAAGGAAUGAACUACAAAGAGAAUUACAGAACUUAGGAUGUAAUGAAUUUUCAAUUUGCAACAUAUUAAACACAAAACAAGGAUGUGGUAAAAUAAUAAAGACAAUUUUAAAAUUCAUUAGGAAUAGUGGACUUAAGAAUAGCAUAUAGAAUUCAUAAUAUAUGCCUAGACUGAAAUCACUUCACACUCCAGCACAGGAGGUGGCGGUAUGCACCUUAAAAGCUGGUAUGCGCCCCGCCAAUAAAUCCACAGAAGAAGAAGAAGAACAACGAUUUCCUUGUGUUGUGUUUACGAAAAAAACGGCAAUUAUUAUUUGGGGAAAACACCACGGACAAAAUUAUCUGCAGGUCUUUUGUCUUCCUUUUUAUAAUUUACUUUAGUGUGUUUAAUAUGCCUGUUCACCUCUUGUUUUAUUGAGUACCAGUUCGUGACUAGCUAGGUGCUGGCGGGCUUGCUAGUCAGUUAGUUAGCCAGUGUGUCGAGACUGAUCCGGCUGACUGAACUGAACAUUACAUAAACGACUGUACGAGACACAUCUGAUCCGACUCAGAAGAAAAGAAAUGCCGAUCAAACACAUGUCAUGUUAAUUUGAACACUUUUUCGUUUCGGAGCUGUUGCUGUUUUUACGCGGCUAAGGUUAGCUAGUUAGCUUACUUAACCAGCCGUGUUGCUGUUUUGUAUACAUAUAAUAACCGCUAAGUUAGUUUGUUCUGAUCGGACUGUGCUGGAGAAAUGGGUUCAAUUCUUAGUCGAAGAAUCGCUGGUGUUGAGGACAUCGACAUCCAGGCCAAUUCUGCAUACAGAUAUCCUCCAAAAUCAGGAAACUAUUUUGCCAGCCAUUUUUUCAUGGGAGGAGAGAAGUUUGACACUCCUCAUCCAGAGGGUUUCCUUUUUGGAGAGAACAUGGAUCUCAACUUUCUUGGUAACCGCCCAGUGCAGUUUCCCUAUGUUACUCCGGCACCCCAUGAGCCAGUCAAGACAUUGAGAAGUCUUGUCAACAUCAGAAAAGACUCAUUACGAUUGGUCAGGUAUAAAGAUGACGCUGAUACUCCUACUGAUGAAGGAUCAAAACCAAGGGCCUUAUAUGGAGUGGAGUUCACCUUUGACUCUGAUGCACGAGUGGCCCUCACUAUCUACUGUAUGAACAGGAAAGGAAUGAACUACAAAGAGAAUUACAGAACUUAG
Messenger RNA from Sinocyclocheilus rhinocerous, 1851 nucleotides. RefSeq names its product E3 ubiquitin-protein ligase MGRN1-like. The record is from RefSeq and is a predicted model, not a curated record. Gene Ontology annotation, biological process: protein ubiquitination; negative regulation of G protein-coupled receptor signaling pathway; endosome to lysosome transport. Gene Ontology annotation, molecular function: ubiquitin protein ligase activity. Gene Ontology annotation, cellular component: plasma membrane; cytoplasm; nucleus. Bases 1399 to 1851 code for a protein of 150 amino acids. Lineage: Eukaryota; Metazoa; Chordata; Actinopteri; Cypriniformes; Cyprinidae. The transcript is spliced from 5 exons.